AUGACGUCUAUCGGUACAGGUUACGAUUUAUCCAACUCGGUCUUCUCGCCAGAUGGCCGCAAUUUCCAGGUGGAGUACGCCGUGAAGGCCGUCGAGAAUGGAGGAACAGCUAUUGGCAUUCGAUGCAAGGACGGAGUCGUCUUGGCCGUUGAGAAAAUCAUCACUAGCAAACUUCUUAAGCCUGGUGCGAAUAAGAGAAUUGCAACCGUGGAUCGCCAUGUUGGUAUUGUAUCGGCUGGACUCGUUCCCGAUGGGCGCCAUUUUGUUUCCAGGGCCAGAGACGAGGCCUCCUCAUGGAGAGGUGUUUACAAAGGUCCCAUCCCCACCUCCGCACUCGCGAACCGCCUCGGAGGCUACGUACAAGCUUAUACCCUUUACUCAAGCGUACGGCCAUUUGGUGUGGCAUCUAUUGUUGGAGGCUGGGAUAGCGAAGCGGAGCUUGCGGUUGACGGACAGGUCGGCUCAGGUCCCCAGUCUGGCGCGGGCGGUAAGGUCGAGGGCACCAAGGCUGGAGGCCCUGGUCUGUACAUGAUUGAGCCUAGUGGACUUUACUGGGGUUAUUAUGGUGCGGCCACCGGUAAAGGCCGCCAGGCGGCCAAGGCUGAACUUGAGAAACUAGAUCUGAGCUCCGGUACACUUUCCUUGCUGCAAGGUGUCAAAGAGGCCGCAAGAAUCAUCUACGUGGCACAUGAGGACAGUAAGGACAAGGAGUUCGAGUUGGAAAUGACAUGGAUCAGCUCGCUCGAUGGCCCAACCAAGGGCCGACACGAGGAAGUGCCUAAGGACAUCCUAGAGGAAGCCGAGCGGGCAGCCAGACGGGCAUUAGAUGACGACGAGGAGGAAGAGGAUAGGGGACAAGAGGAGCAGAUGGAACAGUGA
Molecule: messenger RNA, 879 nt
Organism: Penicillium macrosclerotiorum
Lineage: Eukaryota; Fungi; Ascomycota; Eurotiomycetes; Eurotiales; Aspergillaceae
Product: proteasome core particle subunit alpha 7
Exons: 5
Coding region: 1-879 (292 amino acids)
Biological process (GO): ubiquitin-dependent protein catabolic process
Cellular component (GO): nucleus; proteasome core complex; proteasome core complex, alpha-subunit complex
Source: RefSeq, a predicted model, not a curated record